AUGAGACAAGUUGGCGUCCUUUGUGCUGCUGCUUUAGUUGCAGUGCAAGAGAUUGUUGGAAAGCUCGAGAGUGAUCACAACAAUGCUAAGUUUCUAGCACAAGGACUGAAUAGAAUUGAAGGACUAAAAGUGGUUGUCAAUUCAGUGGAGACCAACAUAAUUUCUAUGACUGAUUUUCUAUUUCUGACCUGCUCAUCCCUUGGAAUGCUACUUGUUUCAGAUGUACCGGUUCCUGCUGCAUGUGUUAUAUUGAUUUGCCUUUUCGCUCUGCAACACUAUGGGAGCCAUAAAAUUGGUUUUAUGUUUGCUCCAGUUGUCAUUUUAUGGCUCUUGCUCAUCAGUGGAGUGAGUCUAUAUAAUAUCUGUCAUUAUGACCCCCAAAUCAUCUAUGCUAUCUCUCCAACAUAUAUGUACAGAUUCAUGAGAAGAAUUAGCCCUGGAAGUUGGGGAUUAUUAGGCAGUAUUCUCCUUUGUGCAGCAGGAUCAGAAGCAAUGUUUGCAGAUCUAGGUCAUUUCUCGAAGAGAUCUAUCACGGUUACUUUUGUCUGCCUAAUAUAUCCAGCCCUUGUUUUGUGUUACGCUGGUCAAGCAGCUUUUAUCUCCAAGAACUUGGGUGUUUCUAAGGAUGUUUUUCUUCUCAGUGAAUCUGUACCCAAUAGAUCGAUUCGCCACAUCUUCAGGGUGUUAUCACUAUUUGCCUCAGCUGUAGGAAGCCAAGCAACAAUUACUGCCAGUUUCUCCAUUAUAAACCAGUGCCUGGCACUUGGUUGCUUUCCUAGAGUUAAAGUUAUCCAUACAUCAGAUAAGAUACACGGGCAAGUAUACAUUCCAGAUGUCAACUGGAUGUUGAUGCUUUUCAACAUAGCAAUCACCAUUGGUUUCCGUAACAUUUCACUGAUUGGAAAUGCAACAGCACUGAACCACCUUUGA
Camellia sinensis is the source of this 930-nucleotide messenger RNA. The record is from RefSeq and is a predicted model, not a curated record. Lineage: Eukaryota; Viridiplantae; Streptophyta; Magnoliopsida; Ericales; Theaceae.